AUGAGUGUUGCCCUGGAUAGCAAACCCGACGAGCCAAGUUGUCGUCUUCAAGCUACACCGACGUUGUCCACUCCUAGAUCUGCGGUAUACCUGACAUAUGACAUCCACAACCCACCCCCGCAUCCGGGAGCGGCCUGGACACGCUUUGUCUGCAUAUCUGACACGCAUUCGAAGAUCUUUCCCGUGCCGCCAGGAGAUGUCCUGCUGCACGCGGGCGACUUGAGUAGUCGGGGGACCUUGCGGCACUUGCGGCACGCUGUAGAGUGGUUGCAGUCACUGCCACAUCCGAUCAAAAUCAUGGUUGCGGGGAAUCAUGAUCUAUGUUUGGAUGAACACUGGGUCGUAGGUGGCAAGCUCUACCAGUGCUCAGGCAACGGUAUCCCAGCUGAGGAUAUUGCGGCUGCCCGUGCUAUGGUUCAUAGCGACACGCUGCGUCAAGCGGGUCUGCACUAUCUUGAACACGAAUCAAUACGGAUCACUGUACCAAACGGUAGAACCUGGGAGAUAUACGGUUCGCCUGCUGCUCGCCGUUAUUCAUUGGGCGCGUUCCAGUACAAGGCCGGUGUAGGCACGGCCAUCUACAGCCGCAUUCCAUCCACUACAGAGAUACUCAUCACGCAUUCCCCUCCGUACGGUGUCUGUGACUUGACGCGUCGUGGACAAAAUGCGGGUUGCCAGGAGCUUGCCGCGCGACUGGAGAGCAGGCACUUGUGCACCUGCCGGCUACAUGUGUUUGGGCAUAUCCAUGAGGCGCACGGGGUCGCGCUUGGGAUGCCUACGGCUCAGAACCCGUGUGGCAGACUGAGUGUCAAUGCGGCGCUGCAUCAUGUUGGACAGGCGGUGAUUGUGGAUUUGCUGAACUGA
Messenger RNA from Sparassis crispa, 864 nucleotides. Its product is annotated as Metallo-dependent phosphatase. The record is from RefSeq and is a predicted model, not a curated record. Bases 1 to 864 code for a protein of 287 amino acids. Lineage: Eukaryota; Fungi; Basidiomycota; Agaricomycetes; Polyporales; Sparassidaceae. Gene Ontology annotation, molecular function: hydrolase activity. The transcript is spliced from 5 exons.